AGCAGGGGGCAGUGUGCGAUUCUCCGUUCAAUCGGAAAGAGGAAAAGGCGCACGUGCCUUUUUGAGCCUCUUCGGCCGCCGUCGGCGUGUAGAGGUAAACAUGGAGGCGUGCCGAACGGAAUACUGCACGCUGUGGGAUCAGAAGAACCAGUCCAAGUUCCUUUGCUACUCGCGAACACAAAAUGGACUUUCCAACAUCUGUUUGACAGAUGCAGCCGACGUCUGGAGCACGGAGCACACGGAGGACACGUUGGACCAGUUUAGACAGACGUUUGCCUUGAGGUCUACAGAGGACUAUAUUCUAAAACUCCGGGCGGCCUGUGCACGAGGGGAGGUGUCCGUUGUGGUGCACAGUGACAGUGCAGCGGUGCAUGUGCGCUCCGGGUCAGGUGACCAGAGCUUGACCCUGUCCAGGCUGGAAGGCCCGCGGGCCACACAGGAAGUGAAGGAGCAGCUGUUCAGCAUGGCCGACCGCCUCACUCAGCCAGAGAUCCUCCUAGAUGGAUCCGCCUCUGUCAGUCCAGUGAAAAGUCACCGUAGGCAUCCUGCAGAGUUUAAACCCCAUCAGCAGACCUGGACUUCAUCAAAGACGAUGAAGAAACGACUUCCAGGGGCUUCCCUCAUCAACCCAGGAGCUAAAAGGUCCAACAUGUCCAACAGGCUCUAUUCCCUCCUCCUGUGUGUAGUUCCCUCUGAUUAGAAGAGAUUUUAAUCAUAUUCAUAUCAUAUUUCCACCUUUUGCAGGUGUGCUUUAGUCUUGUGGCAGUUGUCCAUGUCCUUGACAUCUCCCUGAUGAUGUCUCAGGCCUCUGAGGGAACAAGCUGCUUCUAUUCUCGCGUGCUUUCCUUUUUGAGGCUUAUUCUAACUAUUUGCUUUUGUUUGUAACUGAUUCUCAUGUUUCUGUAAUUGUGCUAAUUGUCCUCUGAACAUCUCAAGGGUUCUUCCUAAUAAAUGGUCUCCUCUGUUGUGGUUUGUGUGGAUGCUGCAGGAAGCUGCAGGCGACGGGCGUGGCCUUCGACGAAGAGGAUGAAGACUGAUCCUCCAGAUGACGUUCAAACAUGUUCUUUUAAUUCACAAACAAAUAUUAUGACAUUUAAAAAAAAACUUGCCAAGCAUAUCAAUAGAAACUAGGCAAUAAUAGUUAAUGGUACUUUAAUCUGUCAAUAUAUGAACUAGUAUGUUUUAAAUUAGGUUGGAUUUAAUUAAAUCUACAAAUGAAAUAGAUUUCAAAGAAGGUCUAAAAAAUGUGUAAAACUAGUGGUAUUCUUCAGGAAUGUGAUGGAGGGGAUUCUGAUUCACACAAGUUGAUGCAGGAGUGUAUGAAACCGUCUCUUAGUUGUAUAUUUACUCUCUUUGGGAGUGAAAUAAUGUUAUUUUCUAUUAUGUCCUCUUUGGGAGUCUGUUUGCAUCCAAAAAAUAGGUACGAAUCCAUAUGAAAUAUUGAGUUGAUGAUUGUGCAGUAUUUGUCGAGUUGGCUCUUUAUAGGAUAUUCAGUUUAGUUUCUGUCAGGGUCUUAAAUAUGUCUUGAUGAUUGUACUUUCAUUUAUAAUAAAAUUCACUCAUAUUUCACCA
Pungitius pungitius (ninespine stickleback) is the source of this 1572-nucleotide messenger RNA. RefSeq names its product PAXX non-homologous end joining factor (gene paxx). Bases 101 to 700 code for a protein of 199 amino acids. NCBI's taxonomy places the organism in Eukaryota, Metazoa, Chordata, Actinopteri, Perciformes, Gasterosteidae. Gene Ontology annotation, biological process: double-strand break repair via nonhomologous end joining. Gene Ontology annotation, cellular component: nonhomologous end joining complex; nucleus; site of double-strand break. Gene Ontology annotation, molecular function: molecular adaptor activity. The record is from RefSeq and is a predicted model, not a curated record. The transcript is spliced from 6 exons.